AUGUCAAUCCCCAAUGAAGCGCUACAGAAACUCGCUAUCGAGAUCGAAGCUCAAGCCAAUUCUGCACAGAGAGACAUCAAUCUUGUCAAAGCAGCUAUAGCAGCCAAACAGCGAGAUACCCGGAUGCUGGAGAUCACGUCUACGGAGGUCAAGCAAAUGGAACAGGAGACUAAGCUUUACGAAGGGGUGGGGAAGAUGUUUGUCUUUAGUCCAAGACAAGACGUCGAAAAACGAAUAUCGUCAAAUGUUACGGAGCUCAAGUCUGACAUCGGAAGUCUAAACAAGAAAUUGCAUUAUCUGGAAACGACGCACAAGAAUAGUCGAGAGCACAUUGAGAAAAUCAUUGGCUCCAGUAUGAAGAGCUGA
Bacidia gigantensis is the source of this 366-nucleotide messenger RNA. RefSeq lists its product as uncharacterized. Lineage: Eukaryota; Fungi; Ascomycota; Lecanoromycetes; Lecanorales; Ramalinaceae. Gene Ontology annotation, molecular function: protein folding chaperone. Gene Ontology annotation, biological process: protein folding. The record is from RefSeq and is a predicted model, not a curated record. The transcript has 3 exons. Gene Ontology annotation, cellular component: cytoplasm; prefoldin complex. The coding region runs from base 1 to 366 and encodes 121 amino acids.